AAACAAUUCUUUCUACAUAAAAUGACGACUGUAGAGAACAUAACAUCAACACCGGCGCAGCGGUCACCGUGGCACUCACCGGUGCCGUACCUCUUUGGAGGACUAGCGGCCAUGUUGGGUCUCAUCGCUUUCGCUCUCUUGAUUCUUGCGUGCUCGUAUUGGAAACUUUCCGGUCAUCUCGACGGCGACGAAAGAGAAGGUAGUGAGAGAGAUAUUGAGGCAGGUGAAGUCGAAAAGAAAAAUACAUAUGAAAACUUGGAAGUGCCAACAUUUCUUGUGCUCAUGGCUGGACAAGAGAAGCCAACGUUCUUGGCUACACCCAUUUCCAGUAGAGCUUCAUCGUUUGGGAGUAACAGUGAGAAGAGAGAGAAAAAGGACGAAGGAAGAGAAAAGCAGAAACAUGAGAGUGGUGUUCAGGUACAAAUGGUAUGUAUGGAGACCCAUGAAACUACACAUCAGGUCCCUUAAUUUUUUUCUGAGUUUUUUUUCUUUUUUCUGAGGGGUCUCUUGACGGUCUUGAGUGGUGAGAGCUCUUAUUAUAGGUUCUUGCUAGUAGCUGUUGGGUGUUCUGAAUUUGAGGUUGCAUGUUAGAUUAUGAGGGUU
This is a messenger RNA of Ilex paraguariensis (yerba mate), 603 nucleotides long. Lineage: Eukaryota; Viridiplantae; Streptophyta; Magnoliopsida; Aquifoliales; Aquifoliaceae. The record is from the annotation of a GenBank genome assembly.